Messenger RNA from Pseudoliparis swirei, 2398 nucleotides. RefSeq names its product heterogeneous nuclear ribonucleoprotein U-like protein 2. The transcript is spliced from 12 exons. Lineage: Eukaryota; Metazoa; Chordata; Actinopteri; Perciformes; Liparidae. The record is from RefSeq and is a predicted model, not a curated record. The coding region runs from base 132 to 2057 and encodes 641 amino acids. Gene Ontology annotation, molecular function: protein binding. Gene Ontology annotation, cellular component: membrane.
CACAAACCCGGGCACCAUAUUGAACCAGUGAAGCUAUUUUUGUUGCGAACCUCAGCUCUUUUGUUUCAAUUUACUUUGUCAGUUUACUUUUGUUCCGUUUUUUCCGCAACUGGAACAAGAAGACGGUCACAAUGAAGCUAACGGACAUCAAAAAGUUAAAAGUGGCCGAGCUGCGGUCCAGACUCGAAGAACUCGGGUUGGACAACAAGGGGCUGAAGGCUGAGCUGUUCGGGAGGCUGUGGUCCGCGCUGGAGGCAGGACACGGUGCCAAAGACGAAGAUGAACAGGUGAAACGACACGCGGACCGCUCACUGACACCGACAGCACCGGCGGGGUCAACGGACGGCCGGUCCUCGUCGCCCCCGAGAGGAGCUGGUGUUAUGGAGCGAUGUAAACCGGACUGCACAAACAGCGCCACGCAGACUGGCAGCAGUCUGACGUCACAACAGCGCGACUCGGAGAGCGUUUCAGAGGCUGGACCGGACCCGGCGGAGGGGAGAGAUGCUGACAUGCAGCGGGGAGGUGCGGAGGACCCGGGGGAGGGCAGGAGGGCUCCGGCUCCGUCACCAGAGGAGGAGGGCAGAGGAAGAGCUUUCUACGAGUUCAAAGAGGAGACGCGAUACAAAAGAACCAAAUCAACACAACCUCCAGGGGACAGAGAGGAGACAGAGAAGGAAGAUGAAGAUAAAGUGAGACUAGAUCCAUAUGACAGUCACCUGCACUUUGAGGUGGGUCCUGAUGGCGCAUGUGGCCAGCCGCGGUUCUGGGCCCGAUUCCCCUCGCUGUGGUCAGGAUGCAGGCUCACACACGGGGUGCUGCAGGGCAAGGUGGGCUUUGAAGUGAGGCUGGAGAGGAAGUUGGUAACUACACAGAUGGAGGAACAAGGAGACACAGAUCCUUGUGGCGUGAGAGUGGGCUGGUCUCUGGCCAACACCUCUCUACUGCUGGGUGAAGAUGACCUCUCUUUUGCUUAUGAUGGGCGCGGCAAGAAAGUAUCAGGUGGGAAGGAGGAAGCGUUUGGAGAACUCCUCUCAGAGGGAGAUAUCAUUGGCUGUUAUGCUUCCUUCUCCACAGACGGCGCUGUUGAACUCUCUUUCCAUAAGAACGGUUGUGUCAUGGGUGAGGCCUUUUCCCUGGUUGCCUCUGUGCUGCUGGGUCGCCCUCUGUUUCCUCACGUCCUCUGUAAGAGCUGUUCAGUCCGAGUUCUCCUGGACCCCACAGCUCGUCCCUGGUACCCUGGUCCUCCAGAGUUCACUCCGCUGGCAGCUCUCUCUGUUCGGCAGAGGGUGCGCACCGCAUUGCCUCCUACCUCCAGAGCACAGUGUGCGAUGUUGUUGAUGGUUGGUCUUCCUGGGUCGGGGAAGAGCCACUGGGCCAGAACUCACAUGAAGCAGCACCCUGAGGAGCGGUACAAGCUGCUGGGCACCGAGGAGCUGCUCGCAUGUAUGAUUAGUGAUGGACAGAGGAUCCGCAGGCUGCAGCAGGCCGCUCAGUGUCUCACUGAUUUGAUCAAGGUGGCUGCUCAGUCGCCUGGCAACUACAUCCUCGACCAGUGCAACAUCCUCUUCUCUGCACGGCAUUACAAGCUGCAGCUGUUCACAGGCUUCCGGCGCCAGGUGGUGGUGGUCUUCCCCUCAGCGGACGAGUGGAAAAGACGACUGUCUCGGCACCAGACGAGCAACGGGGAGCAGAUCCCUCAGACCGCCCUGCUCAAAUUUCAAGUGAGCUGCAGUCUUCCAGAGCAGCACAGCAACCUGCUGGAGGAGCUGCAGUAUGUUGAGCUGCCUCAGGAGCAGGCACAGACGCUCCUGCAGGAGUACAGGGCCGAGGCUCGCCGACUGCUGCCCCCCGUCCCCAAACAGGAGAAGAAGAAAACCCGACAUCCCAUGAAAAGACCCCACCCUCACGACCCGCCACCCUCACACAGGAGCCGGACUGGACUUCACGGUUGGAACCACACAAGACUCAACGUGCAGCCAUGGAGGCAGCAGCCAAUAUAUGAUCCGGGCUGUUACUACAGAGGCGUUGGAUACAGCAGAUAUGAAGGUUACUGGUGAAGAAACAGAUGCAGCUGCACAUCUUUGCUUCCAGGGACAUCAUUCUGCUGAUGUCAUUUGCUAAACUACAUCAGCAAGUAAUAUUAUUAGAAAAAUACAGUAUGUUGCUUUGACCGAUCAAAGAUAAUUUUGUAGUAUUUAAUAAUUUCCUCCGCAACCAGAUCACUUUAAAGGAUUUUUAUUCAAAUUAUUUUUAAAAUUCAAUCCUGUUUUUACUGUACAGUUUACAAAUGAUGAAAAUACACAGCAGUUGGUCGCUUUCAAAGAGUAAUCAAUUCUUCAAGUUUUCAUUUUUCAAGAAAUUUCUCCCUCGGGAUGAAUAAAGUAACAUCUAAAUCUAA